This is a messenger RNA of Ochlerotatus camptorhynchus, 7897 nucleotides long. RefSeq names its product neuroligin-1-like. Lineage: Eukaryota; Metazoa; Arthropoda; Insecta; Diptera; Culicidae. Gene Ontology annotation, cellular component: postsynaptic membrane; synapse; cell surface. The record is from RefSeq and is a predicted model, not a curated record. Gene Ontology annotation, biological process: chemical synaptic transmission; presynaptic membrane assembly; modulation of chemical synaptic transmission. Gene Ontology annotation, molecular function: signaling receptor activity; neurexin family protein binding. The transcript is spliced from 18 exons. The coding region runs from base 2989 to 6354 and encodes 1121 amino acids.
UCACGGAAUUGCUUCGCGCGAGUGUCGCCCGCCGUACGAUUUCGAAAAAUUUUCGGCGCUGCUCGAAUCAGUAGAAGAGGGUGAAUUUCCCAACCGGAUAAACGCGAGUUUAUCACGCGUGUGAAUAGAUUAACCUAGGCAGGGGUGUGCGAAUGAAUGUGGUGACAAAAAAUAUUCAUUUGUGUGAUUUUGCCGGGGAACAAAACUCGGCUCCAGGUGUACGAAUGUAGUAACUGCUCUUAUGGUGGGGUCGAUUGCCGUGGGUGGCAAACAGGAGGGUGCCCUAAUCGUGUUCUCGCUAGCGAUAUGCUUUUUGACGAUGUACCGUACGGAGCAGUUGUGAUGCUUUGUGGUGUUCAAGGUGAAGUGGCUGGGCGUAUGAAUUUAAUGAAUAAGGGAUAUUUCAUUGACUUCCGGUGCGAAGCGAGUUGCGGGUGAAAAGGGAGCGCUUUCUAUCGUGAGGUACGUGUUUAUUCAAAGUUUCAUCGAGGUGUAUUAUUUUAGCAAAUCUGAGUGGUGAAAAAGUGGAUAAUGUGAGGGAAUUCGAGAGGUGUAGAUUUCCAGGCAUUCUCGGGACUGUGCUAUGGAUGAAAAACAGAAGAAACCUUUCGGUCGCUAUCAACGGUUGAAGUUUUCCGAGAUAAUUUACAUGCUGUUGGAAUGAAUAAGUGAAAUGAAAUAAAAAUGGUAAUAUCAUCAGCAUAAACAGGCCAAAGUGUACUUGGAGUUUGCCGUCUCCUACCCUGCCGAGCGUGCCAGAGGGGGUUGUUAGAACGAAAUUGAAAACCGUUUCCUCGGUUCGCUUUCAUCAGGAUUCGGUAUUCUCCCUCUGGGAAUGCGAAGCAAAAAAAAAACAAGACCGGUGGUUCGUUCCAAAAUCUACGACUUCAAACCGAGGUAAUACCGUGAGAAUAUGUGAUUUGGGUCGACGUGGAUAGUAAAAACAUCGCUCCCACCCCCCCUUGACAGAGAGCCUUUUGCGAUAUUGGCCUCCGGAGUGAGAUAAAAUUUUACAAAGUUUUGGCACGGAAUUAAAAGUGUGACCUGUGCUCUGUCUUCAUCAGUGUUCGGAAUGCUACGAAUGAAUAUAUAAAGUGAGGCUGUGGAAGGUCAGAAGACGGUGAACCAUGUCCCAUUAGGAGCAUUUCACAGGAAAUAGAGCUUAACUUUCAACGUUCCGAAGCUUGCAUACACAUCUUGACGCGAGCAGAGAGAGAAAUGAUAAAUUGAGUUGUUGAUUACGAAGAAAGUGAUAUCGAUGCCCCCUCUGGGCUACAAGAGGCUGAAAGCUGGAAAUCAAGUUUACUAAGAAGGAAAUCCUAAUGAUGAUGAUGAUGAUGGUGAUGGUGAUGAAGACGAUAAUAGCGUGAUGUUAUCGAUCGUUUUUUUUUUUCUCGCAGUGUGAAUUGUUGCUGGUGUUUGUUGAAGAAGAAAGUUGCUAGAUGCCCAGAGGGCUUCCCACAGAAGAAAGCCGGUCCGGUUGCUCUGAGGGAAAAAACGGGGUGAGAAAGUUUCUGACUACACUACAAAGCACGCACCGGAACGGAACACGGAUCUUACUUUGUGCGCCUUCUUCCUUCGGAUUGCAGAGAAAUAAAUAAGGUUUUGGCUCUGCCAGUCAACGACGUCAUCGAUGCGGUGUGGUGCUGCUGAUGCUGGAUGCUGGAUGCUGGUGAAAAGAUAAGCAGUGCCGUGUUCGGUGACCAAUCGAAUCAACAAUCGUGCAGGAGCUAAAUCAAUCAGGGCCACACAUUUUCCAAGCCAUAUUUGAAUAUAAAUACAAAGCUAGUAGUGAUUUCGUAUCGCGUUAGAAGAGAAACGUUAGCAAGUUGUGUUUUGCGUGCAGUGUAUAUUUGAUCGUGAUUUAUACUGCGAUAUCUCAAUGGUCAGUGCACGCUCUGGUGUGGUGUCAAACUAAAACUUGGUCGUACGAUUUAAAGCACGCAAUUCGUUGGACGACGCCGACGACGAGCUGAAAAUAACAAGACCACUAUCUGAACCACAACCGCAAAUCUGUACCGGCCAAUUGCAUGACCCGUUCUACACGGUGCGGUCUGCCAUCACUCAGAUACCACCAAAGCGCGGUGCGGCGUCGAAGGCAUUCAUAAACAACCGCCCGGCAGUCUCGACCAAAAAUCCAUCGGACCGGAAUUGAAUUCCAGUACCGUUCAUGAAGCCCAGAACGACACCCACCCAAAUACCGAACAUGUGACAACACGGAGUCAUAUUUUCCCGCCCGGUCUCAUGUUGCAUAAAAAUUUCCGAACCACCAAAACCGAUGUAAGUUUGCGGACUGUGUAGUAUGCACAUGAAAUGUCCUUAUAAAAUAUGCACAGCCAUUGUGAAAUUUACAUCGAUUUGAUGAGGGUGGAAAAAAUCUAGCAGUGGCAUCCAAGUGAAGUGACUCGAGAGAAAAACUUUUUCAACCUGGAAAGCUAAACGUAAGUGCGUUUUUUUUUUUGGUGUCGUCCAAGCUCACAAUUCGGAACGGAUUUACGGAAUAAUUGAACCACGAACGUACACAUUCUAUUGGGUUCAUUUUCGAAGUGUGCCGAUAUAGCGUGGAAUUGAGUGAACCCACAGAAGUGAGCAGCAAAAAAAAUACUAAAUCGGAUAGUGUACAAAGAGCUGUGGUGCGGUUUUUUUUUCGAUUGACAAUUUGAAAUUGAACCGGGGAAAAAUUUGUGAACAAACGCGGAAAAAAUGAGUAUUGCUUCCGCCGUUGGAAUCGAUAAGAACAAUUUGGUCACGUGCCAUUUGUUAGGGCGAUAGAAAUCCCCUCCCCGCUUAUUCAUCGACUCAAUCCAAUCUUGCGAAGCACUUUGGUUAAACUACAACCAAAAAAAAAACAAAUCGUUUGUUAUAAUCGACAAAUCGUGCCAAGUGUUGCGGUAGGAACCAACGAACGCGGAAUCGAUUGGGAGGGUGAUGGCCGAUCCUCAUGUCGGGGACCGGUAAUGUUUCCCAACCGCAUCCACUCAGUGUACAAUGCGGGCCCACGAUGGGCCAACAAUCAUUAACGACCACCAGCACCACUGGCGGAACCAAGAGCAGGAGUUUAUACGAAGAAAACGGAAUUAUCGUCGUUUCUGCUGUCCUCGCAGCUGGCGGGCAUUCGUUUGGCUGUUGAUUGCGGCUGUGGUAGGAUUGGCAGUUCCGGCCGGUGCUGGACCGAGGUAUAGCUCACGGAUCGUCGAAACUAAGUCCGGUGCGAUUCGGGGUGUGAUUCUGGAGCUGAAUUCGAAGUAUCUGGAGCCGGUUGAGGUGUUUAAAGCAGUUCCAUACGCGGCUCCGCCAGUCGCAAGCCUACGGUUCGAGGCACCAAAAAAGCUACCUCCUUGGAAAGGAACCAAGCUGGCCGAUACGUUCGGGCCUGUUUGUCCGCAGAGCUUUCCGGACAUUAGCAAUCGUACGGUUGCGCUGCUUUCGAUGCCAAAGGGACGAUACCAGCACUUGAAGCGACUGCUGCCGCUGCUUGCCAAUCAGAGCGAGGAUUGUCUGACGCUCAACAUCUACGUUCCCGGAAGUGGAAGCCGCGGUCUCGAAGCCCCGUACUCCAUCUUCUUCUACAUCCACGGCGAAUCGUACGAGUGGGGCUCCGGCAAUCCAUACGACGGCUCCGUGCUGGCCAGCUACGGCCACGUGAUCGUAGUUACAGUCAAUUUUCGUUUAGGAAUUCUUGGUUUUCUCAAAACUCGUGCCUCUGCAUCACCGGGUGGUUCUGGUGGCAAUCUAGGUUUAAUGGACAUCAUUCUCGCGCUGCAAUGGGUGCGAGACAACAUCGCCGCGUUCGGCGGUGAUCCAAAGCGGAUCACCGUCGUCGGUCACGAUACCGGUGCGGCCCUGGCCAACAUGGUUCUGAUCUCCAAGGCGGGAAUAGGUCUGAUCCACCGAGCGGUUCUGCUCAGCGGAUCCGCUCUCAGUCCGUGGGCACUGAUGCCCGAUCCGGACGCCAUUCGGUUGGAAGUGUCUCAGCAGAUGGCGUGCCAUCUGCUAGUGGACCCACCAACGGGUAAACCCACCCGAAAACCUUCGACCGACGACAUCACCGACUGCCUGCGGGACAAACCACUGGAGGCCCUGAUGGGUGUAAGACUGACCGCCGUACGGUUCAUGCCUUCCUGGGGACCAUUUCUUCCGCUGGAGGACUCACUGGAUCCGGAGUUUGCCAUGGAACACUCCGGUGAGGGGUUCAUCACCAGCGAGCUGAUGCUCGGGAUGACGACCACCGAGAGCUACAACGACUUCAGUGCGUCCGACAUUCAGUACGGCCUGGAGGAAGAACAACGCAAUCGACUCCUACGGACGUACGUCCGUAAUGCGUUUACCUUCCAUCUGAACGAAAUCUUCUCGGCCGUCCGGAACGAGUACACCGACUGGGACAAACCGAUCCAGCAUCCAAUCAAUAUCAGGGACUCAACAAUGGAAGCGCUGAGCGAUGGUCACACGGUAGCACCGCUGAUCAAAGUGGCCUAUCUGCACGCCCGCCGGGGAGCCAAAACGUACAUGUUCCAUUUCGCUUACCAGACCAAGGAGACCGAAUAUCCACAGCGAUUGGGUAGCAUCCGUGGCGAGGAUCUACCGUACGUGUUGGGACUCACGUUGGUCCAAGGAGGUCCCUGGUUUUCGCAGAAUUUUACCCGUCAGGACAUGGGGGUGAACGAGGCGGUGCUGAACUUUGUGACCAACUUUUGCAAGACCGGCGACCCGAACGAGGCCGGCCACCAGGCGCCGCUGUUGCAUCCGGACUAUGGGACGGCCAAGGAGCGGACGCGCUUUCGCGGGAUAAUGUGGGAAACGUUCGAGACGACCACGCAGCAGUAUCUGAGCAUAUCAACCAAACCGAAGAUGCGUAGUCACUACCGGGGUCACAAGAUGGCGCUCUGGUUGAACCUGAUCCCGCAGCUGCAUCGCCCCGGAGACCAGGACGUUUCGAUGCGGCACCAUCACUUCCGUGAGCGGGAGCCCCACUUCUACGCUGGAUCUGUGCGAGCGGAGUUGUUCAGUCGGCCGCGAAUGUUCGGAGGCGGUGGCAAUAUCAACGAUGCGCAGGAAUCUCGACAGGAGUUAUUUGGGACCGAAUGCACCCCGGAUCCAACGAUGGGAGAGGUACUGCAGGAGGGAAACGUCGAAGGCGGCAUUCUAACCGAGGAGGAAGAGGAGGAACUGCUGGAGAAGCUGGCCAAUCGACAUUACUAUAGCUACACCGCCGCCUUAGGAGUGACAGUCGGUGUCGGUUGCCUGCUGCUGCUGCUAAAUAUGCUCAUCUUUGCCGGCAUCUACUAUCAACGAGAUCGGUCCCGUCGGCGGAAGUCCCAGACGAUGAGCAGCAGCAACAGCACCACCACCGGUAUCACCGUCGGCUCCGGAAGUGGAUCUCGCAAUAACAACGGAAACGCCAGUCCGGAUGAGGCAGAUAUCCCAUUGACGACGAUACCGAUACCGGCGAGUCCGUCGCCGAGCAAAGGGAAGCGAAGCCAUGAACCACCCCCGAGCUAUGCAACGCUUCCGAAGCGACAGGGUGGCGGCGGAGUGAAGGAUACCAACUUGACGACAGCCACCCUGGGACGGUCCGGAAGUUUCUCGCACAAACAACAGAACCACCAGCACUCGACCACGCUGACAAUAGCACCGAACGAGUCGUCCACCUGUAAUCAUCACCUUCAGUCGUGCAGUACCAACAGCUCUGGGACGGCCAUCCCGGAAGCAAUCCACCACCAUCAUUACUGUCAGACCCUGCCGAGAUCUUCGAAAUCGGCCCCACUGCCUCCGGUUCGAUCGUCCAGUAAUGCUUCCUCAUCUUCGCCGGUAUCUUGCGCCACGACCGAUGCCUCGGCGGCAAUGACGACGACGGCAUCCAUUUCACCGUCACCCACUCCGUCGGCCUCAACGGCGUCUACCCAAACGGGAGCCCCGUUGGCAUCGAUCCUUGUAAAUAGCAACAACCACAACAGCAGCAAUAACCACGGGCAUCAUCUUCACCACCAUGCUUGCGGUGGCCUGAAUAGUAACGUCAUCACGGUGGACUUGGUCAGCUCGACUAAUCCGAAAGUGGCAGGUCCCGGUAGCUCCUCCUAUAGUAGUAACAAUUUUAUCGGUAGCGGUAGUGGUAACAGUAGUUUAGGUAAUAGUGGUCACCAUCAUUAUCACCACUCGCAUAACUCGCAUGGUGGUAACCGGGGUGGUGGUGCAGUUGGGGGAGGUUCUAUCGUUGGAAUAAGCGGAGGGACCAUUGGCCAUGGUGGUAGCGGGAAUCUCACAGGAUCCAUGACCAAUGCUGGCCACCCGCAGAUGGCUCCCGGUAGUACUUCGACGCUGAAAAAACGUGUUCAGAUCCAGGAGGUGACCGUAUAGCACAGGUACAGCACAGCUGACGACGAUCAGGAAGCUGUGUGAAGACAUAAAUGAGCAACGGAAUACAUUUUGUACUGGAAGGAAAGUCCUCAGGCGAAUCGAUAAACGGAAGCGCGUCUCUGAAUCACUUAAAUUAAUUAAACUGAAACUCUAGAGCAAAGUGAAAGUAGCUCGAAUAUAACGACCAGCACAACAACCAUUCAAGCAUCAUGAUGGGAUUGAUUUUUACUUUCUGCAGGCCCACUCCCCCCCUGUCGCUCGCUGGGCAAGCAAAAUGGGACACCGCUUCUUUGAAGUUGACGUCAAUUCAUUCAUCGUUUCUAAAACGUGCUGGAUGUUGUAGCUUGAAGUGUAAACAAGCGCAGGGCUACAAUAUUGGAGUGAUUAGUAAAAGUAUUGGACUUCCGAGAGUUUAAAGUGCUUUUGCAACGAGGGGAUUAAUUAAAUGUUUCAUCUAAAUGGUUUAGAAAAGGGUGGUGCAGGCGGUGGUUGCGAUAAACCGUUCCUUUUGAGAAUGUGAGUAAUUAAUGCUGAGGUUGUACAAAAUAGAUUUCAAUUGCCUUCUUGACUUUUUGUGUUUUCGGAGAGGAUUAUCCGAUUGUUUUGAUUAAAACAAUUAAAGAGCUCUAAAGCUUGUUGAUUACCUUUUUGCUUUCAAUAAGUUGUUGAUCAGAACAAAGUUUAUUCAAUCGUGAAAUCAAAGCAGUACCGUUUAUCCACAAUCCACUUUGGCGCAAUGACGGUCCUGAAACAGAUUUUCAUUUAAACAAGUGUUUGUGUGCAAUUAUUUAGAAGGGAAGUGGUUUUUAGUGCAUCCAUCAAGGGGUAAUCAACUCUGCACACUGUGUCGAAACACAGUAUGGCGCACUGUUCGGCACGUAAAGGAACACGUUGACAAGUAUAACAAUCCGUCAAUACUAGAGAUGGGCCAUCAGAUCCGGAUUCGUUCAAAAUAUCCGGAUCAGCAGGAGUGAUCUGCAGUUCAUUAUUUAUAGGAAUCGGAUCAUCGGCCUUAUUCGCUGUUAUCAGUUCGGAAACAAAAAGGAUUUAGAAUGAAUGAUCAUUCAAUUAAUUCUACUCCGGAGAUUGCCAGAUCCGUGAAUGAACUUGAUACUUUGAAUGCUAAGCAGCCCCGAGUUCGGCUUUCUGGAAGAGGAAAUGAUGUGCCACAAAUAUUUUUAUGCAUCAUAUAUUUACAAUUUUUACCAUAUUAAUAGUAUAAAUGGAGAUUCUCCCUGUCUUGUCCUUUUUUCUUCCAUGGUUUGGUUUGGGUCCGCCUUCGCUAUCCGGGUUAGUUCAGUUAUGGAGGCCGUACUAAUAGCCCAAAAUCUUGGUAUAAGUGUCAUCGUCAUUCGUAGAUGAAUCAAAGAUCAGAAUCUACAUAUGCUUGUGAGGAUGCUUGCGUAGUGGUACUUGAACUCGUAAGCCUUGCUGCAAACAAAACAUGAUAUUUUCUACUGUGAUCGAAUUUGUUAGUUCCUUCAUGAAAUACUCGUUUGGCAUCGUUGAAACAAGAGGAAGGAAUGACACACGCUUGUUAUGU